Oncorhynchus kisutch (coho salmon) is the source of this 7205-nucleotide messenger RNA. It is a transcript of the gene tkfc, whose product is annotated as triokinase/FMN cyclase. Bases 4915 to 6648 code for a protein of 577 amino acids. Gene Ontology annotation, cellular component: cytosol. The transcript is spliced from 16 exons. NCBI's taxonomy places the organism in Eukaryota, Metazoa, Chordata, Actinopteri, Salmoniformes, Salmonidae. Gene Ontology annotation, biological process: glycerol catabolic process. Gene Ontology annotation, molecular function: ATP binding; glycerone kinase activity. The record is from RefSeq and is a predicted model, not a curated record.
GAAGGUUUGUAUGUUGUCCUGUAGUUCAUUCAAGGUAAUUGGAGAAUCCAGUGGGUUCUGGAAUCCAGUUUGUUCUGGAAUUCAGUGGGUUCUGGAAUCCAGUUUGUUCUGGAAUCCAGUUUGUUCUGGAAUUCAGUGGGUUCUGGAAUCCAGUUUGGUCUGGAAUCCAGUUUGUUCUGGAAUCCAGUUUGUUCUGGAAUUCAGUGGGUUCUGGAAUCCAGUUUGUUCUGGAAUCCAGUGGGUUCUGGAAUCCAGUUUGUUCUGGAAUCCAGUGGGUUCUGGUCGUCUUUAAUAGUAGAUUCUAAGAUUUGUAUUUGAUCAUGUAAAUGUUUUUGCUGUUUGUUGUUUGUUGUUUGUUAUAGAGACAAAAAGAUUGGAGAAGUGGUUUACCCAGACAUCUCCAUUUUGGAUAGAUCAUUCUUCGUGUUUGUCACGCCCUGGUCGAAGUAUUAUUGUGUUUGUCUAUAUUUAUUUGGUCAGGCCGGGGUGUGACAUGGGUUUAUUGUGGUGUGUUUUGUCUUGGGGUUUUGUUAGUUAUUGGGUGUGUGGCUUAGUGGAGGUAUCUAGCAAAGUCUAUGGCUGUCUGGAGUGGUUCUCAAUCAGAGGCAGGUGUUUAUCGUUGUCUCUGAUUGGGAACCAUAUUUAGGCAGCCAUAUUCUUUGAGUGUUUUGUGGGUGAUUGUUCCUGGCUCUGGGUUUUCACCAGAUGGGACUGUUUCUGGGUUUUCACCAGGUGGGACUGUUUCUGGGUUUUCACCAGGUGGGACUGUUUCUGGGUUUUCACCAGGUGGGACUGUUUCUGGGUUUUCACCAGGUGGGGUUUCUGGGUUUUCACCAGGUGGGACUGUUUCUGGGUUUUCACCAGGUGGGACUGUUUCUGGGUUUUCACCAGGUGGGACUGUUUCUGGGUUUUCACCAGGUGGGACUGUUUCUGGGUUUUCACCAGGUGGGACUGUUUCUGAGUUUUCACCAGAUGGGACUGUUUCUGAGUUUUCACCAGAUGGGACUGUUUCUGAGUUUUCACCAGGUGGGACUGUUUCUGGGUUUUCACCAGGUGGGACUGUUUCUGGGUUUUCACCAGGUGGGACUGUUUCUGGGUUUUCACCAGGUGGGACUGUUUCUGGGUUUUCACCAGGUGGGACUGUUUCUGGGUUUUCACCAGGUGGGACUGUUUCUGGGUUUUCACCAGGUGGGACUGUUUCUGGGUUUUCACCAGGUGGGACUGUUUCUGGGUUUUCACCAGGUGGGACUGUUUCUGGGUUUUCACCAGGUGGGACUUUUUUUUCCUUCAUUAAAUCAACAUGAACAACGCUGCAUUUUGGUCCGACUCUCCUUCAACUAAAGAGAACUUAGUGUUAAGUGUUUUCCAAUUUUCCCAGAAGUGGUUAGUCUAUGGAUUCUUCAAUUACAUUGAGCUGAUUUCUGACGUGCUGUUUCUUUUUCCGUAGUGUAUUUCUGUAUUGUUUUAGUUAUUCACCAUAGUGAAGGUGUCAACUCAGGUUUUCUGAGUCUCUGUUUUUGUUGAACAGGUUUCUCAAUUUCUUUCUUAGGUAUGUCUGCUUAAAUUUUGAUUUAGAUAGGGAAGCUGAGAGGUCAAAUACACUGUUUAGGUUUCCUACUGCACUCUGUGUGCAAUAAUAGUGUUUAACAUAAUUGUUUUGAAUGACUCUCACCUCUGUAAACCACACAUAUAGAUACUUGUAAGGUCCCUCAGUAAAGCAGUGACCAGGGAGGUUUUCCAAAGCCUCGCAAAAGGGCACCGAUUGGUAGUAAAAAACAAUUAAAAGCAGACAUUGACUAUCCCUUUGAGCAUAGUGAAGCUAUUCAUUACACUUUGGAUGGUGUAUCAAUACACCCAGUCACUACAAAUAUACAGGCAUCCUUCCUAACUCAGUUGCCGGAGAGGAAAGAAACUGCGCAGGGAUUUCACCAUGAGGCUAAUUGUGACAUUUUAAUAAACUUUUUUUUUUUUUUAUCAUCUUGGUCGAACGAAGGAAGUCUGUUUCUUUCGACCAAUCGAUUGUUUAAUAAAAAUGUUUAAACACAAUACGUGUUUCAAUAAAAUAUAUAUGAAUUUGUGUCUUAUCUCAAUCAUUGUCAUGUAGUUAAUCUAAAUUAUUUCUAAAUGGAAAGGAUACAAACUUAAAGUAUCUUCUAUUGCUGUUGCCAACUAUGUAAAAAUAUCCUACAUAAAGCCAACAAAUGAAAACAUUGCAGGUAGAAAAUAUCCUGAUAAAAAAAAAAAAAAUAUCAAUCACAUUGGCAACAUGUCUGUAACGAACUUGAAACAUUCUAUAAAACGAUUGACUUGGAUCCGGGCUGAAGCUUGAAAUACCAAACUUGCAACAUUGUAUACAAUAUUAGUGGUCCUCAGAGUUGUCUCCACCAGUGAGCUCCGGACAGACACAGCAGUAAAACAUUUUUUAUUUAAGAAAGUCAGUUAAGAACAAAUUCUUAUUUACAAUGACGGCCUACCCCGGAUAACGUUGGGCAAAAUUGUGAGCCACUCUUUGGGACUCUCAAUCACGGCCGGAUGUGAUUCAGUCUGGAUUCGAACCAGGGACUGUAGUGACGCGUCUCUUGCACUGAGAUGCGUCCAUGUGUGUGUGUUAACUAUUUAACUGUACUAGAAUGCUUAAAAAGGUCGCUAAAAUGGUAAAUAUCGGUAUCGGUUCUUUGGCAAGGAAAUAAUCGGAAUUGGACAAAAAUGUCAUAUCGAUGCAUCACUAGUUAUCGUGAAUCGCCCAUGAAUUUGAAGAAAUUGAGAUAUGACCAAGGACAAGAUAUGAUACUCCUAAAGAAUGCAUGAAGUGCAAAGCCUUCAGGAAAUGACCAUGACCAAUCACCUAGCAGCAUAUAAUUCCCAGAGGAAGUGCAAUCACACGGGCAAUUCAAACGGAAUUACGCUUUGACUCAGUUUUUUCACUUUAAAAUGUAUGCCAAUUUUUUUUUAAAUAACAUUGAUUUCAAAGUUUAACAAACCAUACAACUAUGCACAAUGACAAGUCCAGUCAAAUAUUUGACAAAAAAAUGAAUUUAGUAGAAGAUGCAAACUUUGUUAAUGGAAUUACGAUAAAAAUCAGUUUUUUUACGAGACCACGUUUUCAAAACUAUAUAUAAAAAAGUACAGAGAAGAAAAGCCGCUCCUUGCAUCACCUAAAAAAACAACGCAGAUCCUUUGAGUUUCCUCCUUACUUGCCCACGUUCCCUUUCCAUACCUAGUGUUUGGUUGCCAUCUCAUUGCAAUAAAGGAUUUAUGCAAAACAAAAAGUGUGUGAGAUAACUUGUAUGAUGUCCACAUGUCCAUAUUCUGACCAAUCCAAUAGUGCACUAAACGAACCUAAAGUUACAUGUUAUAGUCCAAGGACCGUAAAUGUGUUGUUUAAUUCAAAGGAGAAUUUGCUCUGGAGUGUCUCAAAACACCAUCCAAACGUAAAUCAAUGAUCAAUUUCGGUGAUGGUUCUGGAAACAUGAACCCCUCUGUCAUAUAUCGCAUAAUAAUUUCACAAAUACAAAAUACACACUUACGGUACACUGUUCAGAUCGAGCGUCGGGGCUCUUUAAUUAACAAAACUACUACACAGAAGACGCCUUUGUCCAAUUAAUCUUAUGUGUAAUGGAAUUGACAGCCAUGAUCAGUGGCUAAUUCUGAUAAACAUCACUCUCUCCUAUCGUCCAUGACUCUUGGAUUAUCGGAUUCAAGCGAGGUAGUGGCAACGUUCCCUUCCUUUUACACGUUCAUUGAAAUGCUGCGCUGCUCAAUAUGUUUGGUGACACUUCCGCUUUCACUCCCUGUUUCUGUAAACAGUCCAUGUUUUACUUUGACCUCGGUCCGUGGCAGAUGUGCGUGGUCGUGAUGGGAAGUUCGGCUCUUUUUACGGACUCGGAUCUUUUCGACUCGUUCGGUCAAAAUAAGGAAUCGUUCGACUCUCCCGAGGUUCUGAGCCGGAGGAGCGUGUAGGACAGGUUAUCAGUCCUGCUGUAGGCUGGGAGUCAUUGCGCAACGUUUCCUCUUAGCAGGUCAAAACGAACGACUAAAAUUAACGAGUGGCGAUUAAUGACUCUCGAGUCAGUAAAGAGAGUCGUUGAAAUAGAAUGAAUCGUUUUCGAAAUGCACAUCGGGGAGUGUGGUGACAUAGAGGUGUCACCGUUUGUCUUUACUGUAUCAGUUAUCCUGUCAGAGCUGCAGAAUCCACUGCGCUGUUUCCGGCGCCACGUUUAUGGCCAUGUCGCAUCAGUAUGUAGGAGGGCAUGGGACAGAUGUGUGUAAUGUCGGGUUAGUUGGAAUGGGUAUUUUAUAUGUCCCUUUUUCCCAUUUUGUAUCACAAAGUAUAAUAGUUUUAUAUUAUGGUCCAGUUGAGGGCGAUAAUGCGACUUAUUGGAUGCCAUCCGCAGGUUAAACCCCACCGAAGAAGAACUGCGCAUCACCAGCGCAGAUAUUUCACCGGAUGUAUAAAUGUGAAGCAUCCGUUUGGGGUUUCCACGGUAGUGAGAGGAAGCCCAGUGUCCGGCAGUGGGAGAAGAUGAAACGAUAUGGAUUUUGGCCUACAUUUUGCACAUUUUAUCAUCGAUGAAACAUUUGAUAUCAAUACCAUGUUCUGUUCCAAAAAACUAGAAUAUGUUACGAACAGAGUGGAAUACGUUUUGUACAUUUUACCCGUUGCUAAAGUUUUAAAAAAUAGUGUUGUUUAGAAGGAGUGCAAAGAGUAGGCGUUCCCUAACCGAAAUAUGCAAAUAUAUGUGCUAGAACGCGCCAAUAGAAUCGCUCUGGAUCGGGCUUGGCUCUGCCCACAAUGACUAAUUUGUUCCUGUUUGAAAGGAAAGGCUGUGAUCUAUCUUGGUCUAGUUAUACAUAUCUGUGUCACUGGCGUGAGGUUCAACGUGCAAAGCGUCAGAAGAAAACAACAGCAGCAGCAUGAAGCCCCAACAGAAGUUAUUAAACUCGGUAGACCGCUGUGUAGACGAGGCCCUGGAAGGCAUUGUCUCUAGCUCUGGAUAUCUCUCUCUGCUGAGGGGCCACAGGGUGGUGGUCAGGGCUGAUCUGGAGGCCCUUAAGGGCCGGGUGGCCCUGCUGUCUGGAGGGGGGUCUGGACAUGAGCCAGCACACGCAGGGUACAUAGGUAGCGGUAUGCUAUCAGCAGCGGUUGCAGGUGGUGUCUUUGCCUCCCCUCCCCCGGCCAGUGUUCUAGCGGCCAUUUUGUGUCUACGUGACGCGGGGGUGUCGGGAGUUCUACUCAUCGUUAAGAACUACACCGGAGACCGCCUCAACUUCGGCCUCGCUGCGGAACAGGCCCGUAACCGCGGCGUCGCAGUCGAAAUGGUGAUUGUCGCCGACGACUGUGCUUUUGAUCAACCCAGUAAGGCUGGGAGGAGGGGCCUGUGUGGGACGGUGUUCGUUCACAAGCUUGCUGGGGCUCUGGCUGAAGAAGGUUGUCCAUUGGACGAGAUUGUCUCCAAGGUGACAGAGGCAGUGAAGGGCAUUGGUACUCUGGGGGUCAGCUUGUCUCCCUGCAGUGUUCCAGGCUGUCUGCCUUCCUUUGACCUGCCUGCUGGAGAGAUGGAGCUGGGACUGGGUAUCCAUGGUGAGCCUGGCAUUAAGAGGUCGAAGGUGACCUCGGCGGAUGAGGUGGUGAAGACCAUGGUAGACCAUAUGACCAACCCUGCCAGCCAAUCACAUCUGUCGCUGAAGUCAGGUGACAGUGUGGUUCUGUGUGUCAACAACCUUGGAGCUCUGUCUUGUCUAGAGAUAUCUGUUGUUACUAGAUCUGCUAUACGCUACCUGGAGGGUCGUGGGGUGCAGGUUGCCCGGGUGAUGUCGGGGUCAUUUAUGACAUCACUGGAAAUGGCGGGAGUGUCUCUGUCAAUGAUGAGAGCAGACCAGGAGAUACUCCGACUGUUUGAUGCCAAGACCACAGCCUCUGCCUGGCCCAACCUCAGUACUGUGUGUAUCAGUGGGACGAGUUACAUUCUGGACCCUCCAGCGAAAGACAUGCAAGAGACCUCUCACACAGAAGGUCCUCUCAGUGAUGUGAUGCGGAAGGCUCUAGAAGCGGUGUGCUUUUCCCUUCUUCAACGCCAAGAGGAACUAAACUCACUGGACAGGGCAUCCGGGGACGGAGAUUGCGGGAACACUCAUGCCCAAGCUGCGAAAGCCAUUCAGGAGUGGCUUCCGAGUCACAUUGUUCCUGGGUGCCCGGGGCAACUACUGUCCACUCUCGCCGGAUUGGUGCAGGAGAGAAUGGGCGGGUCUUCAGGAGCGUUAUACAGUUUGUUCCUGACAGCAGCUGCUGCUCUUCUGAAGGACCGCAGCGACCCCGCAGCCUGGGCCAACGCUAUGCAUGCUGGGACAGACGCUAUGAGAUGGUAUGGAGGAGCUGAUCCUGGAGACAGGACUAUGUUGGAUGCUCUGUGUCCAGCAGUGGAGGAACUGAGGAGACUAACAACUUCGCCACCUGGUGGUCACAUGGCCAUUCUGCAGGCUGCUGUGGAGAAAGCUGAACUGGGGGCGGAGUCUACCCGUGACCUCACAGCCAGGGCGGGGAGAGCCAGCUACAUCGCCACAGUACACGUGACCCUUCCUGACCCUGGUGCCGUGGCGAUAGCUGCCAUCUUGAGAGCAGUGUUCGAAGCCCUGGGAGGACAGAAGUGAUGACGGAGGGCCGGACGGACGUUGUUGUUGUCAUCAUUACAGCUGUUAUACAUGGUGAUCUGUUUGAAAAUGUGAUAUUAUAUGAUAAUGUGAAAAGCAAGAUAUGGUGCCGUCAAAUUAUAUUAUCCAUGACGUAGAAUCAUGAAUCUGACAAUGGAUGAUGUCAUAAUGUAAAUCUGAUAACUAUGGCGUCUUAACCAGUGAAUCAUAGCAAUGAGGAGUCUUAUAACCAGUGAAUAAUAGCAAUGAGGAGUCUUAUAACCAGUGAAUCAUAGCAAUGAGGAAUGAAAUGGCAAGCGACGCUGUUAGUGAGUCUAAAGUGUUGCCCAGCAACAGCCCCAAAACAUCACUGCUCUAGAGGAGAUCUGCAUGGAGGAAUGGGCCAAAAUACCAGCAACAGUGUGUGAAAACCUUGUGAAGACUUACAGAAAACGUUUGACCUCUGUCAUUGCCAACAAAGGGUAUAUAACAAAGUAUUGAGAAACUUUUGUUAUUGACCAAAUAUUUAUUUUUCACCAUAAUUUGCAAAUUAAUUAAUAAAAAAUCGUACAAUGUGG